UUCGGGCUCGGGGUGUAGACGCGGCUUCCGGGCCAUGGCGCAGAGGCAGGAUCCGGGAGGGAGUCCUGGGCCCGGCCCGUCGGUGCUGUUCCUACACCCAGAUCUGGGCGUCGGCGGCGCCGAGCGGCUGGUGCUGGACGCGGCGCUGGCGCUGCGGGCGCGCGGGUGUAGAGUGAAGAUCUGGACAGCACACUAUGACCCGGGCCACUGCUUCGCUGAAAGUCGCGAGCUACCCGUGCGCUGCGCUGGGGACUGGCUGCCGCGCAGCCUGGGCUGGGGCGGCCGCGGUGCUGCGGUCUGCGCCUACGUGCGCAUGAUCUUCUUGGCGCUCUACGUGCUGUUCCUCGCAGAUGAGGAAUUCGACGUGGUUGUGUGCGACCAGGUGUCUGCCUGUAUCCCAGUGUUCAAGCUGGCCAGACGGCCUAAGAAGAUCCUGUUUUACUGUCACUUCCCAGAUCUGCUGCUCACCCGGAGAGAUUCUUUUCUUAAAAGGCUAUACAGGGCCCCAAUUGACUGGAUAGAGGAAUACACCACAGGCAUGGCAGACUGCAUCUUGGUCAACAGCCAGUUCACAGCUGCCAUUUUUAAGGAAACCUUCAAGUCCUUAUCUCACAUAGACCCUGAUGUUCUCUACCCAUCUCUGAAUGUCACCAGCUUUGACUCAACUGUUCCUGAAAAACUUGAUGACCUAGUCCCCAAAGAAAAAGAAUUCCUGUUUCUCUCCAUUAACAGAUAUGAAAGGAAGAAAAAUCUGUCUUUGGCACUAGAAGCCCUAGUACAGCUACGUGCACGAUUGACAUCUCAAGAUUGGGAGAGGGUUCAUCUGAUCAUGGCAGGUGGUUAUGAUGAGAGAGUCCUGGAGAACGUGGAACACUAUCAGGAAUUGAAGAAAAUGGUCCAGCAAUCUGACCUUGGAGGAUAUGUGACCUUCCUGCGGUCCUUCUCAGACAAACAAAAAAUUUCACUCCUCCAUAACUGCACAUGUGUGCUUUACACACCAAGCAAUGAACACUUUGGCAUUGUCCCUGUGGAGGCCAUGUACAUGCAGUGUCCAGUCAUUGCUGUUAAUUCUGGUGGGCCCUUGGAGUCCAUCAUCCACAGUGUCACAGGGUUUCUGUGUGAGCCUGACCCCUUGCACUUCUCAGAAGCAAUAGAAAAGUUCAUCCGUGACCCUUCUUUAAAAACCACGAUGGGUCUAGCUGGAAGAGCCAGAGUGAAGGAGAAGUUUUCUUCUGAAGCAUUUACAGAACAGCUCUACCAAUAUGUCACCAAACUGCUAGUAUAAUCAAAUUUUUUAAGCUCUAUGAUACAGUUUUGGAAAAAAAAAAAAGUAGAAAUCCAGAAUCUAGCACAGAAGAGAUUUUUUUAAUAAACCCAAGUCUUGAAUGUGAGCUCUUCUUCCUAUAUACCACAAAUCCCUGUCUCAGAAAAAUAUUAUGCUAUGUAUAUGCAGUGCAUACUAUCCUGUAUCUUUUAUGCUAUCAUCAAUCCAAGUCUUACCAGUAUGAAAUUUUAAAAAGUACAAAUCCAUCUUCAGCAAAAUAUUGUAAUUAUAUUUUCUCUGGAUUAUUGUUUCUCUGCAUGUGAAUUUUGAAUUAUAUUAUGCCUUAAUUGGUUUUGAUGGUUUAAGUAUAUCAUCAUCAAAGUUCAUUAAUUUGAUUUUACGGCAUAAUGAGAACAGGGUUACUGUAGUGUUAGGAAAUUUUGUUAGACUUUUGUCUAAAUUCACAGCAAGAGUGCUCUAUUUUUUGUUUUUAUUUUUUUACAAAGAUGAUAUUGUAUUUUUGCACACUGAGACAUGACAAUAAAAAAUUUUUAUCAAAAGAGGAGACAAAAGAUUAGGUUUUGGCUUCCUUGAUCUGUGUUGGUGUUAGAAAUAUAGGUAAGAGCCAAACCUGAAAUUAGAAAGCUGAGUAAACUGGAUGUUGACCGAAGAGGUCACAUUGUCACAACGUGCAACAUGCACUUUGUUUAGGACCUGUUUCCUGAUGUUGUCUGAGUUCCAGUUUUGUUAAUAUCUGUUAUAUUAACUAGGUUCCUACUAAGUAAACAUAGUACAUAAUUAUCUGUCAAGGCCUGGCUUAAAUGCCACUGCUGUGAAGUUUGCCUUGACCCUCCACUUACCUCUCAAACUGGAGGUAAUGUCCCUUUCAUAUAUUCUAGGACUCUAACCAGUCCUAGAGUUCAGUAUUCACCUAUUGGUCUAAGUACAAAUAGUAAACAAAGCAAAAUUUUCAGUGUAUUUAAAGAUAGAUUAAUUUUUUGAAAACUAGCAAAUAUUACUAGUCAAAGGCUCCAUGUUAAUCAUCUCUUAAGAGCACAAAUUGAGAGCCAACAGCCUGUAUGGCCUGAGGAAAAGUUAUCUCUGCACCUCAGUUUCUUUAUCUAUGGUAAAUAGGAUAAUUGUCCUGUCAUACUUUCCUCAUAGUGUGAUUAUGACAGAUUUCAAUAAUUUAAAGUACUUAAUAGUUGGUACAUAAUGUUAACUGCUGCUAUUUUGCAAUUUGGGGAUAUGGAAAUUAUUACAAGUUUUAUGUAGGUUCAUUCCACACUACCAUAUUUUGGGGGAUUCUUUAGAGGUUGAAAUUUAUUCAUCAUGUGCAUCUGUAUCACAAGAGUAUUUUAUCCACAUAACACCACCAAAAGGCGUUCUACAAAGUGAAGUGCCAAAUCAAUUCCAUUUUCUUUGGCAUUGUGAAAGUUCACCACCCAGUAAACUAGGUGAUUCCCCA
Marmota flaviventris (yellow-bellied marmot) is the source of this 2732-nucleotide messenger RNA. RefSeq names its product ALG2 alpha-1,3/1,6-mannosyltransferase (gene Alg2). Gene Ontology annotation, cellular component: endomembrane system. The record is from RefSeq and is a predicted model, not a curated record. Gene Ontology annotation, biological process: dolichol-linked oligosaccharide biosynthetic process. NCBI's taxonomy places the organism in Eukaryota, Metazoa, Chordata, Mammalia, Rodentia, Sciuridae. Gene Ontology annotation, molecular function: GDP-Man:Man(1)GlcNAc(2)-PP-Dol alpha-1,3-mannosyltransferase activity.